AUGAAGGCCUCCCCGCCAACGCACUUGCCUCAAGAAGGCCAAAAACCUUCCACCGCUGCUUCGACGGUACCACCUUCGUCUAAAGCGCCUGCUCACAGUGUACUCAAAGAGCGCGUCGAUGUUCCGAGUACCAGCGGCGCCGGUGCCAACGCCAGCAAGGGACCCGAAAAAAUGGCCACCAAGAAGGACACUCCUCCUGGCCGCGGCGGUGGUGGUGGCGGUGGCCGAUCAGUAAGUGAGUCGAGCGGUUCGCAGCUCUCCGAGGAAGCGAUCGCGGAGCUACGCGAGGCUUUCGCGCUGUUUGACAAGGACGGCAACGGCGCUAUCAGCACCAAGGAGCUGGGCACCAUGAUGCGAGCCCUCGGCCAGAACCCGACCGAGGCCGAACUCAAGGACAUGAUUGCCGAGGUAGACAGCGACGGCAACGGCACCGUCGACUUUACCGAGUUUCUCGCCAUGAUGACCAAGAAGACGCGCACUGCAGACACCGAAGACGAGAUUCGCGAGGCGUUCAGAGUGUUCGACAGGGACGGCAAUGGCUUCAUCACUGCGGCUGAGCUGCGCCACGUCAUGACCACCUUGGGAGAGAAACUGACGGACGAAGAAGUCGACGCCAUGAUACGGGAAGCCGACACGGACGGGGAUGGACAGAUUAACUAUGAAGAGUUCGUUGCACUAAUGACGUCGACCUAGAAGUCCGA
Rhipicephalus sanguineus (brown dog tick) is the source of this 701-nucleotide messenger RNA. Its product is annotated as calmodulin-beta. Bases 1 to 693 code for a protein of 230 amino acids. The record is from RefSeq and is a predicted model, not a curated record. The transcript is spliced from 2 exons. NCBI's taxonomy places the organism in Eukaryota, Metazoa, Arthropoda, Arachnida, Ixodida, Ixodidae. Gene Ontology annotation, molecular function: enzyme regulator activity; calcium ion binding.